Ochotona curzoniae (black-lipped pika) is the source of this 1380-nucleotide messenger RNA. RefSeq names its product coagulation factor IX (gene F9). The transcript is spliced from 8 exons. Gene Ontology annotation, molecular function: serine-type endopeptidase activity; calcium ion binding. Lineage: Eukaryota; Metazoa; Chordata; Mammalia; Lagomorpha; Ochotonidae. Gene Ontology annotation, cellular component: extracellular region. The coding region runs from base 13 to 1380 and encodes 455 amino acids. The record is from RefSeq and is a predicted model, not a curated record. Gene Ontology annotation, biological process: zymogen activation; blood coagulation.
CUCAGCACUGUCAUGGCAGACGCAGCGGGGCUCGUCGUCAUCUGUCUUUGUGGAUAUCUACUCAGUGCUGAAUGUACAGUUUUUCUUGAUCAUGAAAAUGCCACCAAAAUUUUGAAUCGGCCAAAGAGGUACAACUCUGGUAAACUGGAAGAGUUUAUUCAAGGAAACCUUGAGAGAGAAUGCAGAGAAGAAAAGUGUAGCUUUGAAGAAGCUCGAGAAAUUUUUGAAAACACUGAAAAAGCUACUGAAUUUUGGAAGCAGUACGUUGAUGGAAACCAGUGUGAGUCCAAUCCAUGUUUAAAUGGUGGCAAUUGCAAGGAUGGCAUUAACGCCUAUGAAUGUUGGUGUCAAUUUGGAUUUGAAGGGAAGAACUGUGAAUUAGAUUCCACAUGUAGAAUUAUGAAUGGCAGGUGCAAGCAGUUUUGUAACCGGAGUCCUGAUAACAAGGUGCUUUGUUCCUGUACUGAAGGAUACCGACUCGCAGAAAACCAGAAGUCUUGUGAACCAGCAGUGCCAUUUCCAUGUGGAAGAGUUUCUGUUUCACAUGCUUCUAAGAAGCUCACCCGCUCCGAAACAUUUUUUAAUAAUGUGAACUAUGAAAAUUCUACUGAAGCUGACACUAUCUGGGAUAAUUUCACUCAAGACACCCAAUCAUUUGACAAUUACACUCGGGUUGUUGGAGGAGAAAAUGCAAAACCAGGUCAAUUCCCGUGGCAGGUGCUUUUGAAUGGUAAAAUUGAGGCUUUCUGUGGAGGUUCUAUUGUUAAUGAAAAAUGGAUUGUAACUGCAGCCCACUGUGUCGAGCCGGGUGAUAAUAUUACAGUUGUUGCAGGUGAAUAUAACAUUCAGGAGACUGAGAAUACAGAGCAAACACGAAAUGUGAUUCGAAUUAUUCCUCACCACAACUACAAUGCAUCUGUUAAUAAAUACAACCACGAUAUUGCUCUUCUGGAACUGGAUAAACCUUUAACGCUAAACAGCUAUGUAACACCUAUUUGCAUUGCCAACAGAGAAUACACAAACACCUUCCUCAAGUUUGGAUCUAACUAUGUGAGUGGCUGGGGCCGAGUCUUCCACAGAGGGAGACCAGCUACAAUUCUUCAGUAUCUUAGAGUUCCGCUUGUCGACCGAGCCACAUGCCUUCGCUCCACAAAAUUUACCAUCUAUAAUAACAUGUUCUGUGCUGGUUAUCAUGAGGGAGGUAGAGAUUCGUGUCAAGGAGAUAGUGGGGGCCCCCAUGUGUCAGAAGUGGAAGGGACCAGUUUCUUAACUGGAAUAAUUAGCUGGGGUGAAGAGUGUGCAAUGAAAGGCAAAUAUGGUAUAUAUACCAAGGUAUCCCGGUAUGUCAACUGGAUUAAGGAAAAAACAAGGCUCACUUAA